This is a messenger RNA of Sinocyclocheilus grahami, 4136 nucleotides long. It is a transcript of the gene rps6ka4, whose product is annotated as ribosomal protein S6 kinase, polypeptide 4. The transcript is spliced from 18 exons. Gene Ontology annotation, molecular function: magnesium ion binding; protein serine/threonine kinase activity; ATP binding. The coding region runs from base 811 to 3171 and encodes 786 amino acids. NCBI's taxonomy places the organism in Eukaryota, Metazoa, Chordata, Actinopteri, Cypriniformes, Cyprinidae. The record is from RefSeq and is a predicted model, not a curated record. Gene Ontology annotation, biological process: protein phosphorylation; intracellular signal transduction.
CGAAAGAACCAGUUCAAAACAACGAUUGGUUCGCGAUUCGAACAGCACUACUUCGGCUUCCGUAGCUGAAAUGAUCCUUACUACACUUUCUUCCAGGCAUUUAUCGUUCAAUUCAUUUCCUUUCCAAAACAAACGCAUAUUUUAACGCUAGUCAGGCACAACUACACCCGGAAGGAAGGAGCAAAGGACUAAAAUACGCCCGUUCAGCUUUAGUGAAUCCGCUGUUAGGGACAUUUUAAACGUGAUAUGUCAUGGUUGAUAGUUAGCACGUACGCUAUCAGGGUAUAGCUCGUUAGCAGAGCUAAUAUCGUUUUAUUUGAAGUGUGUUUUUUUGGCAAUACAGCGGUAACGAGAUCUGCUCAAAUGUGAACAGUCGCACUUGAUGGACUGCGAUCUUCACUGCAGUUGCGGACGACCUCAUGACAGUUGUGUCGAAGUUGGAAAUACGGAAAUAACAGCAAUUUAUGGCCCACAUUAUAAUCAAUUAGCUGUAGUUCAAGUGUUAAAAUACCGAAUAUCGUCGUCUUGUUUCGAAAGGUAUUGAAGUGUAUGGCUGUGCGCGCGCCUAUCAAAAAUGGAGAUUAAUAUCUAGGUCGUGCGCGAAGAUUAGUGUUCACAGCAGGAUGUCAAAGGGAUUUUUGAGCUGAGAUAAUAACAAAAACAAAAACAUGUCAUAACGUGCAAAGUUUCGCUUUAUAAAAGAAAUCCGUGUGUCGACAUUUGCCGUACAUAAUAUAGAUGUCUGUGCAUUGGAAAAGCAGGCUGUCAAAAUCACUUUACUGAUCAAAUACUCUAGAAAUCAGACACAUCAUGUCAGGGGAAAGUAGUGGUAGUGGCGAGGACUCCGACCAAGAAACCCGCCGUAAAGUUUGCACUGUUAAACACGAGAUCACUAAUGCAAACCUCACAGGAUACACUGAGAAAGUUGGCAUGGAGAACUUUGAACUUCUCAAAGUGCUUGGCACUGGAGCUUAUGGGAAAGUGUUCCUGGUCAGAAAAAUCAGCGGCCACGAUAAAGGCAAACUCUAUGCCAUGAAGGUUCUGAAGAAAGCAGCCAUUGUUCAGAAGGCAAAGACUGCUGAGCACACUAGAACAGAGCGGCAGGUACUGGAACACAUCCGCCAGUCACCCUUUCUGGUCACCCUCCAUUACGCCUUUCAGACGCAAACCAAACUGCAUCUCAUACUAGACUAUGUGAGUGGAGGAGAGAUGUUUACUCACUUGUAUCAGAGAGAUCAUUUCUCAGAGGAUGAGGUGAGGAUCUACGUGGGAGAAAUCAUCCUAGCCCUGGAGCAUCUGCACAAGCUUGGCAUUGUGUACCGGGACAUUAAGCUGGAGAACAUCUUAUUAGACAGUGAUGGUCAUCUGGUUCUGACAGACUUUGGGCUGAGUAAGGAGUUUCUAGAAGAGGAGAAAGAGAGGACUUACUCAUUCUGUGGCACUAUAGAGUACAUGGCACCAGAAAUCAUCAGAGGAAAAGCUGGCCAUGGCAAGGCAGUGGACUGGUGGAGUUUGGGGAUUCUUAUGUUUGAGCUGUUGACGGGAGCGUCUCCGUUCACUCUGGAGGGAGAGAGAAAUUCCCAGAGUGAGGUGUCCAAGCGCAUCCUGCGCUGUGAGCCUCCAUUCCCCUCGAUCAUUGGCCCCUUGGCGCAGGAUCUACUGCGAAAGUUACUGGUGAAGGACCCUCAUAAAAGACUGGGCUCUGGUCCCAGAGGAGCCGAGGAGAUUAAGUCUCAUCCUUUCUUUAAGGGUUUAAACUGGUCCGACUUGGCUGAGAAAAAGGUUCAGAGUCCAUUCCGACCAGAACUGCGUAAUGAGUUGGAUGUGGGUAACUUUGCAGAGGAGUUUACAGGAAUGGAGCCGGUCUAUUCUCCUGCCAGCACACCACCUAGUACAGACCGUCUGUUUCAGGGCUACUCUUUUGUGGCUCCUUCUAUCUUGUUCAAUAAGAAUGUGGUGAUGGCGGAUGUUCUGGAUGCUCAUGUGAAUGUUGACAGGCCUGGUUCUGCUACAGUUCAGCGCAGUGCUAUGCUAAAGGACUCCCAGUUCUUUCACCACUAUGAGCUGUGCCUGCAGGGGGCUCCACUGGGCGAGGGUAGUUUUUCUGUCUGCAGGAAGUGCAGACACAGGCAGAGUGGCCAGGAGUAUGCUGUAAAAAUCAUCAGCAGAAGGAUGGAGGCCAUGACUCAGAAAGAGAUAGCAGCACUACGCCAGUGUGAAUCUCACCCCAACAUCGUCACGCUCCAUGAGAUCUAUACUGAUCAGUAUCACACGUAUCUGGUUAUGGAGUUGUUGCGUGGUGGAGAGCUGUUGGAGCGAAUAAGGAAAAAGAAGAUGUUUGCAGAAUGGGAGGCCAGUCAGCUGAUGAAGAGUCUGGUGUCUGCGGUCAGCUACAUGCAUGAGGCUGGAGUCGUACACCGAGACCUCAAACCAGAGAACGUGCUGUUUGCUGAUGAGUCGGAUGACUCGGUGUUGAAGGUGAUUGAUUUUGGAUUUGCGCGGUUGUUUCCAGCGGGGAGCGGCAGCGCGCCCCUGCAGACCCCCUGCUUCACCCUGCAGUAUGCCGCGCCGGAGCUCUUCCACAGCUCGGGAUAUGACCAGGCCUGCGACCUCUGGAGCCUCGGGGUGAUCCUGUACACCAUGCUCUCCGGCCAAGUUCCAUUCCAGAGUGAGAAGAAAGGAAUGACUUCAUCGCAUGCAGCUGACAUCAUGCACAAGAUCAAGGAGGGAGAUUUCUCACUGGAGGGAGAAGCCUGGAAGGGUGUGUCUGAAGAGGCCAAAGAUUUAGUGAGAGGUUUGUUAACUGUAGAUCCUGAGCGACGGCUGAAGCUCUCGGCUCUGAAAGAGAAUGCCUGGCUUCAGGGAGGUGGCGUCAUGUCCUCCACCCCUCUCUGCACCCCUGAUGUUCUGGAGUCCACCGGCCCGACUGUCCGUACCUAUGUCAAUGCCACCUACAAGGCAUUUAACCGGGGGAAACGUGAGGGCUUUUUCCUUAAAAGCGUUGACAAUGCGCCGCUUGCAAAACGUCGGAAGAUGAAAAUGACCAGUACUGGUGUGGAGACGAGACGCAGCUCAUCCUCCUCCUCAUCUUCCUCCUCUUCCUCAUCCGCUUCCCAUUCCAAGACGCAGAAUUGCCAAUCUUUGAAUCCCCACGAGGACCCCAAACUGUGACCGCUCCCGUUUGACUGAAAAGCUUUGAUGUGGUGAGAGAAUGUGUUGCAAAAGCAUUACAGGGUGAAAAAGACCUAUAAAAAAAGACUAAUCAAAAUAAUAUAACCUUGACAAAAUUCAACAUUAAUUGAAGUCUCUGCAGGAGUAAAGCCUUGUGCUGACAAGAUCAACUUGGAUUUUCAAGUCAUUUGGAGGAAAGAGGUUUUUUUUUUUUAUCAAGGUGGCUCUCUGUAAACACAAUGCCAAGGAAAUGAUCUACAUUAUCAAAUAGACACCAAUGGUGUUUCCUUUGUAAUUUCUUUUCAUCAUUUGAGACUGUAGACAUGUUAAUGAAUGUAAAAAUGUUAUAUCAUGUGGUGGGUAUCUACCCACCUUUAGAGAGAUCUUUUAACUGCAAGAGACGAUUGAAACGCGUGAAACUGAGAUCAGGGAAAGCUGAAAUAUUAGGGAAUAGUGGACAAGAAAGCCACAAGAGAGCAAAGCCAUAUGUGAGAAUUAGAGUGGACUUCUAUUUUAAUGUAUUUUAAUGAUCCACUGAGCAAAGCUUUAUGUGAAUCAUGUACAGGCUAUUUGCAUAUCACUACCUUCAGAAGUUUUCUCGAUGUUUGCAUGGCUAUAGUAUUUUGAAUGUUUUACAUUUUUUAACAGUUGACCUAUGAAGUCAGACCACACAAAGUCACCGAAGCACCAGUUAGAAAUAUGUCCUAUCCAGUAUCCACACUUUUGGGUGAAUCUCACAAAGACAUGUCAGUUGUAUUUCUCCUUGAAAUCAAAAGAAAAAAGAAAAUUAUAUUUUAAGAACAAUUAAAUAUAAAAAAUUAUUAAACCACAAGUCAUGCCUGCCAUAUUUGCCAUUACUGCAAUGUGGGGAAAAAAACCCUAAUCAAAUCAGAUUUCUUUAUUUUUAAUUCAAAUCAGCACAAAUGCAGCAAUAUAUACUUACAAUUGUACUUUAAUAAUGUGGG